AAUUUUGUUCUUGUCCCUUUCUUUACAUAAACAUGUCCAUUUUUAGAAUUAGACUUACUCAUGCAUCAUGCAGGUAUAUGCAUACUUCGAGACUUGCGAGACCUAUCAGCGUGGCACCAAUGGUGGAUGUGACUACCCCUCAUUUUCUUGAAUUGUUAAAUAUUAUUUCAGGCACAGAUCGCUAUGAUUACUAUAGUGAAAUGUACCAUUGUCAUGCCAUUGUCAAUCACAGAGAUCAUCUAGAUCGGUUUGUUGGAAAACCGAGAUCAAAUGUUGUUGUGCAAUUAGGAGGAUCAGAUCCAGACGCCAUGGCAACAGCAGCUAAAUCACUACAAGACUAUGGAUAUUCAGAAGUAAACAUUAACGCUGGCUGCCCAAGCCCCAAUGUUCAGAGUGGACAGUUUGGCGCCGUCUUGAUGAAGACACCUCAUAUUGUAGCGGACAUUCUAUCAGCCAUGGAUAAACAUCAUGUCCGGAUACCUGUGACAGUGAAGUGUCGGAUAGGUGUUGAUCAUCAAGAGUCUUUUGAAUUCCUUUACGAUUUUGUUAAAGCAAUUGCACACACACAAAAAGGUACAUUGCCCCAUUUGAUUCUUCAUGCAAGAAAGUGUAUCCUCAAAGGACUAUCACCCAAGCAGAAUAGAAGUAUUCCACCAUUAAAUUAUAAAAGAGUAUUUGAAAUAGCAAAAUCAUUUCCAGAUUUGCCCAUAUCGAUCAAUGGAGGUUUUAAUGAUGUGAGUCAAAUAAAGGAAGUGCUUACAAAGGUCGAUGGUUGUAUGAUUGGUAGAAAAAUCAUGGAUAAACCCCUGUUUUUACAGCAAUUGGAUCAGCAUGUCUACAAUCAAAGUGAGGUUAAAAGCCUUGAAAAGAUUAUAAAUGAGUAUCUUGAUUAUACAGAUAGCCUAUUAUCACUAAGCUUAGACAAGGCUGAUUAUGGCCUUCCUCCGUUCACUUUACUGCUCAAGCCACUCAUGAUGCUAUUUGAUGGUAAAAUGGGCAAAAAUUAUCGCCGACUUGUGGACGAAAGACGAAGGCAAACAAAGUCGACAUCACCAGAAGAUUUUCGUUCAAUUGUAUUAGGCGCGUUAAAUGAUCCUAGAUUGAUUUUCACUACGAUUUUUGAAGUAAAACAACCCAAGAAUGCAAAAUCUCCUAACACCUCGAAGGAGAUUUUUGAUAUUGCAGUCCUGAUUAACCAUGUUGUUGCACGGGAUAUUACCUUGUUAUUAGAGUUCCUUGUCUUGCAGUUGAAAAUCAUUCUGCUGCUUAUCAUUGCAGCUAUGUGGCGCCCUUACUCAGACAUCAACAACCCCCAAUUUAGGGGCAUAGCAUUUAUCAUGAUCCACGAAACGGAUACACUCACAGGAGUAACUCUUAUUGCUAGACAGCCUAAGGAGAUUACAGCAAAGACAUCAAAAUUGAAUGCUAUUGAUAAUUAA
Molecule: messenger RNA, 1439 nt
Organism: Rhizopus microsporus ATCC 52813
Lineage: Eukaryota; Fungi; Mucoromycota; Mucoromycetes; Mucorales; Rhizopodaceae
Product: Dus-domain-containing protein
Exons: 6
Coding region: 33-1439 (468 amino acids)
Biological process (GO): tRNA dihydrouridine synthesis
Molecular function (GO): tRNA dihydrouridine synthase activity; flavin adenine dinucleotide binding
Source: RefSeq, a predicted model, not a curated record